Miscanthus lutarioriparius is the source of this 1374-nucleotide messenger RNA. Lineage: Eukaryota; Viridiplantae; Streptophyta; Magnoliopsida; Poales; Poaceae. The record is from the annotation of a GenBank genome assembly.
AUGGACACCGAGUACCGCGCCUUGCAGCAGGGGAGCUCCUCGUCGUGGUGCACGGCGGACGCGUCGUCGUGGGGAGCCGCGCAGCAGCAGAAGCGCCAGCGAUGCCAGGGUUCUUCAAGUGAUCAAGUUGGUUCCAGCUCAAGUAGUUCUCUGAAAAUAUCAGAACCAGAACCACAACAAAUCCAAGAAGAAGAAGAAGAAGAAGAAGAUUACUACAUGGAGGAGGAUUGUGAUGAUGACGACGAUGGCUAUGACGAAGAUGAUUAUGACUUUGAUGAAGCUGACUUUAACCAGCACCUUGCUGAUAAAUUUGAUGAUUUGGAUCUUCCUCCAGGCGUGGAGGCCACCGUACCAUGGUUGCAGAAAAUUGCACCCAAGGAAGAAGCCAAGGAGCCACCUAAAUCAAAUACUGCAGAUGAGAAUGUAAAUAAAUUUACGCAGUUCAAGCAGUUCGACACUGUUCAGAAUUUCUCUGACCAUCACUAUGCUGAGAAUUCUCAUGGAGAGCCAAACAGAGCCUGGUCAAAGAGAGUUCAACAUGACUGGAAACUUUUGGAGAAGGAUCUACCAGCAUAUAUAUAUGUCCGGGUUGCUGAAGAUAGAAUGGAUCUUCUUAGGGCUGCGAUUAUUGGGCCCAAGGGAACACCAUACCAUGAUGGGCUUUUCUUCUUUGAUGUUCACAUUCCGCCUACGUAUCCUUCUGGCCCUCCGGUGGUAUAUUACCACUCUGGAGGACUUCGGAUUAAUCCAAACUUGUAUGAGACUGGAAAAGUGUGUCUUAGCCUGUUGGGUACCUGGAGUGGUAGAGGUUGUGAGAACUGGAAUCCAGCUCAAUCAACAAUGCUGCAAGUUCUUGUCUCCAUUCAAGCUCUCAUUUUGAAUGAUAAGCCAUAUUACAACGAGCCAGGAUAUGAGUCCUAUGCCAACGAUCCGCAGGGAGAGCGGUUGGCUUUGGACUAUAAUGACAGGACCUUUCUGUACUCAUGCAGGACUAUGUUAUACUCACUUCGGAGGCCUCCAGAGCACUUUGCAGACCUUGUCGCUGGCCACUUCCGGGUGCAUGGGCACAUUAUUCUCGCAGCAUGCAAGCACUACAUGGCGGGUAAUGAUAUUGGCUCAGUAGUGCCAGAGGACGAGGAAGAGUCAGAAUACAAAAGCGGUGAUGCGGGAGCAUCCAGCAGUAGCAGCAGUGCACCAAAGCCAAAGCCAGGAGUGAUCAAGGCAAUCCCUCCAAACAGACGCAGCUCAUGCUCAUUCAAUCCGAGCUUGAAGGUGCUGUACGAAGAUCUUCUGAUGGAAUUCAAUGUCAAGGGUGCGGACACGAGGAAGUUCAUUGUCGAGAAGUUAAAGAAGAAACAACCUGCAGCCACCUGA